This is a messenger RNA of Phaeodactylum tricornutum CCAP 1055/1, 2019 nucleotides long. RefSeq lists its product with no specific name. The record is from RefSeq and is a predicted model, not a curated record. Gene Ontology annotation, biological process: nucleotide catabolic process. The transcript is spliced from 2 exons. Gene Ontology annotation, molecular function: calcium ion binding; hydrolase activity. Bases 58 to 2001 code for a protein of 647 amino acids. Lineage: Eukaryota; Bacillariophyta; Bacillariophyceae; Surirellales; Neidiaceae.
GCGCUUUUACAAACACAUCACUCUUCGUUUUCUUCGAAAAGCCAACAAUUACGAGCAAUGAGGAUCUCCUGGCAUCUUGCUACCUUCUUAUUCUUAAGUUUAAAAGUGGAUUCCUUUACAACUUCGCGUAUUCCUUUUCUCCGUCAGAGCACUGAAAGAUAUAGCGGGACGCCACAAGUAGUCGAACCAAUUGAUUCCAGCGAAUGCCGAUUGAUCAUCUGCCAAAUUACUGAUGUCUACACUCUGGAGCAUCUCGCGCACUUCAAGACAUUGGUAGAGGAAACAAAAAAGCAAUCGAAAGGAGCCACCGUUGUUUCUAUGUUAACGGGUGACUUUCUGAGUCCUUAUUUGCUUUCCAAAGUCGACAAAGGAGCUGGUAUGAUGAACGCUCUAGCCAAUAUACCGUUGGAUAUCCUUACGUGGGGCAAUCACGAAGCGGACAUUGAACACGAGACCGUGUGCGAGCACAUUCGAAAUUUUCCUGGGACAGUCAUCAACAGCAAUAUGCUUGAUCAUGAUGCCAUGGACGCUCAAAAGGAGUACGAGGUGAUCGAAUUGACUUCGAAAGAUGGAUUAAAUAAACGCAAGGUUGGAUUGACCGCUGUACUUUCCGACGAUCCAGCUCUGUACAGUCACUUUGAAGGAGGGCCCUUUGGUGGUGCAACAAUUAGUAACCCCUGGGAAGCUCUAGCAAAGUACAAGGAGAUACUUGAAAGACAAGAAAAGUGUGACAUUGUUGUCCCUUUACAACAUUUAUAUACACCCGAGGAUUACAAAACUUGUCAAGAGUUUGAUUUUCCAGUCAUUCUGUCUGGCCACGAUCAUCACGUGGUAGAUGACGUCGUGGAAGGAACGAGGUUGAUCAAGCCGGGAAUGAACGCAAUUAAGGCCGCCGUUGUCGAGAUUUGUUGGAACGAUCAUAACAACGAUAAACCCACAAUUCGGAAUCGUUUCGUCCGGUGUCAAGAUUUUGAAGCCGAUCCAGAGUGCGCUGAAGAGAAUGAGCGUGCCUACGACGCCCUCAUUCCUCUUCAAAAUACCGAGCUCGCCAGAGUUCCUUCCCAUUUUGAACCUUUAUCGUCGAAUGACGCACGAGGGAGUGUCUGUACAAUGGGCAAGUACAUAUGUACACUCCUUAAGUCCUCAUUGAACGUUUCACGCCGACACAAGGCACAUAAGGUUGAUGCCGUCAUGUUGAUGGGUGGAAAUAUUCGCGGCAAUGCCGAAUAUGAGUGCGACUCGUUCUUUUCAAUGGAAGCCCUAGAAGCCGAAGUCAAAGCGGACGAGGUUGUUGCUGUCGUCGACAUGCCCGGUUGGUUGCUGGGCAAGAGCAUCGCCGAAACGCACAACGGAGAUCCAGUUCCCGGAUGGUUUCAAUAUGACAUUGGUAUACAAGAGGACGACUCCGGUGAAUCGCCGGUCGUGACACAUGUCGCAGGCCGUCCGAUUGACCACAAUCGAGUGUACCGCGUCGCAACGAAGAUUGCCGACUUGACCAACGGACAAAGCCCUUCCUUGACCGCUUACUACUUGGAACAUCAAGAACUUAUUCCUCCUCAGGGUGCCUACGUCAACGUACAGACCGAGCUCCUGGGAUAUUUCGCGCGCAACCUUUGGCGGAAGUUGUGGGAUGCUAUUUCUGACGAGAUUGACGAAGAGUGCGACAUCAACGGUGGAGAAUGUGGUUCUCCGGAAGAGCGCUUUGACAUCUUGGACUCGAACGGUGACGGAACGAUCACAGUGGAAGAAAUCCAGGUUGCAAUGAGUGAGCUUUUGGAUUACUCCGUCGAUGAUCGUGAAACAACGCUCGCUGAAUUCGUCCAUUCCUUUGCAGAUGCCACCGGUACAGGAAAGGUUACGGUCAAAGAUUUCGAACUCUUUUGUGAGGGCAAAGCAGAGACCGCAGAGGAGAAAAAAACAGUCAACAAAUUUCGUCGCCCCUUUUCCAAAACUCGCAAAGAAUAUCAGCAACCUGAAGAAGAGCUUAUCAUAAAAAUAUAACAAUUUUGUAAAUCUUUG